AUGUCUGCGUCCCUAGCAGCGGCCACGCGGCGCCCCGUCGCGCGCAUUGACACGAGAUGCAUCCGCGACGCGCGCCUGGCGUCAUCCUCCCGCGCGUCCACGUCCACGCGACCGCCGCCGCGUACCCCAUCGAUCGUCGCCAAGGUGCAUCGCCCGAAUCAUCCGAUCCAACCGUCGGCCGAUGAUGACGUCGGCAGGAGCCGCCGCGACGUCCUCGCGAUCGCCGCGCUCUUCACGCAGUGCGCGGUGGGCACCCCGCUCGCAUUCGCGGCGGCGGAUGACGACGAUGACCUCGACGAGGAGGCCGCGCAGGCCGCCAUCGAGGCCUCCAUGAAGGACGUCCUCUCCAAGAACUCCGGCGAGGUGUCCUACCCGAGACGCGCGGCGUUCGACGGCGCGUUCGGCGUCGACGGCGUCAAGGCCGCGUCCUUCGAGGUCUCCAACCUGUGGACCGUCGCACCCGUCGUCCAGGACGUCACGGGCGAGAGCGGAUUCCCGGCGAUGGCGCGGUGGGGCGAGAUCGUGGACCCGGUGAACGGCAAGGUGGCGGUGGAGGCGAGGGUCUUCGUCACCAAAGGGUUCGCGAAGCCGUCCAUCGCGGACCUCGGAAAGCCCGAGAACGUGCCCGUCGCCAAGGCGCUCGGCCUCGACAAGUACGACGACUCCUACAGGCGCGCGGACAUGCUCGGCAGCUACAAGCGCGUCGACGUCACCGACGGCGACAGGGUCUACUACGACUGGGAGAUGGUCGCGUCGCCGCCGCCGAAGGAGUGCCCAUCCGCCGUGGGAUGCCUGUACCCGCAGCACAUCUACCUCAUGUCCGCCACGGUCGUCGACGGGGACCUGUACGUCCUCUCGCUGGACGCGUACCCGGAGAACUGGCGGCUGGCGGGCAACUCGCUCAAGCGCAUCCGUAACUCUUUCAGGGUCGCCGCGCCGGAGAUCGUCGAGCCCGUCGAUCCCAACGAGGUCAUGCUCGGCGAGGUCCCGGUGGGCGCCAUGUCGUGA
This is a messenger RNA of Micromonas commoda, 1008 nucleotides long. RefSeq lists its product with no specific name. Bases 1 to 1008 code for a protein of 335 amino acids. The transcript has a single exon. The record is from RefSeq and is a predicted model, not a curated record. Lineage: Eukaryota; Viridiplantae; Chlorophyta; Mamiellophyceae; Mamiellales; Mamiellaceae.